Messenger RNA from Penicillium egyptiacum, 1230 nucleotides. The record is from the annotation of a GenBank genome assembly. Lineage: Eukaryota; Fungi; Ascomycota; Eurotiomycetes; Eurotiales; Aspergillaceae.
AUGACUUUCAAAAUGUUGUCGACCGGCACAUCUGGAUCAAUCGCGCUGUCGCUCAUCUUGCUUUUUUGUUUACUUCGACGAAUCCGUUAUCUUCGACGGUCGAAUACGAAGCUGGCUAUUUCAUGGCAUAAGAAGAAAGUGGCCUUUCCUAUUGUUCUUCUUGCAAUUCACUUGGCUUACUUUUGGUAUUUCCUGCUAAUGGGUCAUCCCGAUCCAAGACUUGCCAUUCUUAUAGACUCCGCCUUGGUCCUGGUAGGGGCGACUACAGCUGUCUCGCUAUCCAUUCUCGAACAAACAGGAUCCAUCAGUUCAUCAGGCGUCAUGCUAGUGUAUCUCGCAUGCUCUCUAACCAGAGACCUUUGGGAAUUACGAGUCAUCGCAAGCUGCUCAAGCAUUGGGGCUUGUUACUUAGUCAAAUCGAGGGCCGUGUUAGAGUGUAUCUGGCUGUUCUGGGAUCUACGAGCCAGGGGCUUCUUCUUAUACCACGGCCAAAGGUCUGUUUCUACGCCAGGGGAAGCAGUGGGGCUCCUUGGUCAAGUCUUCUUCUGGUGGCUACAUCCAGUGUUAAGGGAAGGUUAUAGCGCGAGGCUUAGCCUUUCUCAUUUGCCAGAGAUCGACGGACAUCUUUCGUCAAAGAGACUCCGAAGACAAGUCUUAGAAUCCUGGACUGCAAAAUCCCACGUCCACACAAGAUGGAAGCUUCUAUAUGCGUUAGCGAGGUGUCUGAAAGUUGCAUUACUAUCACCAAUACUCCCGCGCCUAUUCCUAAUUCUAUUUACAUACCUGCAACCCCUUUUCAUUGGAGUUGCGAUCGAGUUUGUCAAUGGCACCCCUCACACCAUUCUCGGUGAAAAUAGUGGCUUUCGGUUGCUGCUUUUUGCUACGAUCGUGUAUAUGGGGAUAGCGGUAUCAGCGGCAAUCUACCAAAGCCGGGUCAACAGGCUACGUGUGAUGGUCCGGGGAGCACUGAUCGGUCUCAUUCACCAUCAGUCUCUUAAUUUAGCACACGACCGGUCUCAAGGCUCGACCGCAUUGACAUUGAUUACUUCCGAUAUUGACAGUAUUGAGUCUGUUGGUGAAACUUUCCACGAGACUUGGGCCCGGCUUGUGGAGGUUGUUAUCGGCACAGCAUUGUUGGCCUCUCGCAUCCAAUGGUUUGCGUUUCUACCGUUAGUGAUAAUCUUCGGUAGGUGGCGGAUAAAGGAACUUCUGAGAGUUAGAUCGUGUUGA